UCGUAGAUACGUUUUGGUUAUGGAAAGUGGAAACAGAGGGAGGAAGAAGAAAACUACGCGGUUCGUCUCUGAAGCACACAGUACCACUUUCAUCUCCGUUAUGCUGUGUUUUCAUGUUCUGUUUCUCUGCUUUGUUUGGUUGACGGGAAAAUUGCUGUUCCACAAGUUCUCUCUACAAUCGUAAUAAAGGACUCAGGCGAGGACUUUAAGUACUGCUCAUGCUUACGUUUAUUGAUUUCCUUUCCAUUUCAGAUCAGUUUUGAUGGCCCGGAAUUCAAGAUUUGAUACCCGCAUUAGCGAGUCUGAACUGGAUGAUUACAGAUACAGGUAUUACAGAGAACUGCAGAAUGGUAGCGUGAGGGUGAAAAUUUCAGAUACGACAUUUAGAUGCCCUUAUUGCCCCAGGAAGGAUGAUCGAGAUUACCGGUGCAGAGAGCUUCUCCAACACGCUUCCCGUGUUGGCAGAGAUUCAGGAAGCGGCGAUGUUAAAGAGAAAGCGAGGCAUUUAGCUUUGAUGAAAUAUUUGGACAAGUAUCUGGACACGAAGCAGUCACCGGCGUCCACCAAAGAUACUGAAAGUUCUACGGCGAAUGAUGCUGACGGGCAUUUUGUUUGGCCUUGGGUGGGCAUCAUAGCCAACAUUCCAGUUCAACGGAUUGAUGGGCGAUAUGUUGGGGAGAGUGGUACCAAGAUUAAAGAAUAUUUAGCCGCUCAAGGAUUCAACCCCUCGAGGGUUAAUCCGCUUUGGAACCACCGAGGUCACUCAGGGUUUGCCAUAGUGGAAUUUGACAAAGACUGGCCAGGAUUCACAAAUGCAAUCGCCUUUGAUAAGGCGUUUGAGGCGGAUCAUCGUGGGAAAAGGGAUUGGAAAACAGCAAAACGCCUUGGAGAUAAACUGUAUGGAUGGGUUGCUCGGGAAGAUGACUACCGUUCAAAAAGCAUUUUUGGUGAACAUCUGAGCAAGAGUUGGGACCUGAAAACUGUUGAGGAAAUACAAGCAGAAGAUAAACGGAAAACAACAAAACUUGUUUCUAACCUUACCAAUGUGAUCGAGGUUAAGACUAUGCGCCUUAAGGAGAUUGAGAGCAAAUACGCGGAGACUUCCAUAUCCUUAAGCAACGUGAUGUCACAGAAAGAUGCAAUGCACCAGGCUUUUAAUGAAGAGAUAACAAAGAUUCAGCAGCAAGCACGUGAUCAUUUUGAGAAAAUUUCGUUGGAGCAUGCAAAGAGUACAAUGCAAUUAGAAGCUCAGAAGAAAGAACUUGAGAAACGUGAGAAAGAGUUGGAGAAACGUAAAGCCCAAAAUGAAAGUGAGAGAAGGAAGAUCUAUAAUGAGAAGAAAAUGAAUAUGAAGGCAACCAUAGAGCAAAAGAAAGCAGAUGAAAAUGUCUUGAGGUUGGCUGAAGAUCAAAGGAGGGAAAAGGAGAAUCUUCACAAAAGAAUUAUUGAGCUAGAAAGGAAACUUGAUGCCAAACAGGCACUGGAAUUGGAGAUAGAGCGUAUGAGGGGGGCUUUACAAGUAAUGAAACACAUGGGAGAGAAUGGGGAUAUGGACAUGAAGAUAAAAAUGGAUGAGAUUCAAGAACAACUAAAAGAGAAAGAAGAAGAGUUGGAUGACCUAGAAGCACUGAAUCAAGCUCUUGUUGUCAAGGAGCGGAAAAGCAAUGAUGAGUUGCAGGAAGCUCGCAAGGAGCUAAUUAGUUAUUUCAAAGGACGGUCAGGCCGCGCUUUUAUUGCCGUCAAGCAAAUGGGAGAUCUGGACACUAAACCAUUUCAGAAAGCAAUGAAAAGAAAAUAUUCCGAGGAAGAAGCAAAUGAGAAAGCUCUGGAGUUGUGUUCCCUAUGGGAGCAGAACCUUACGGAUUCAAGCUGGCAUCCUUUUAAGGUCAUUACUGAUAAAGGAAACUGUAAGGAAAUAAUUGAUGAAGAGGAUGAAAGAUUGAAAGAUCUUCAGAAUGAGUAUGAUGAUGAAGUUUAUAUGGCAGUCACUGAUGCCCUUAAGGAGAUGAAUGAGUACAAUCCAAGUGGGAGGUACGUAGUCUCAGAGCUAUGGAAUUUCAAAGAAGGUCGGAAAGCAACUCUAAGAGAGGGGGUGGAAGAUAUAUUAAAGCAAUGGAGAUUGCAUAAGCGGAAGAGAACCUAAAGUGGAAUGCUUUUGAUUAGCUCGGAAGGCUACUUCCCCCAUGAAAAGCUGCAGCCAAGCUACUGCUUCUUGACAUUGACGACUAUGUACAGAGAAAUAUUUCUUCACAUGGGAGUAAUUGAUAGUAGAUGAAGUUGGUUAGACAUUCUAUAAGGGAAAAUGACAUUGUUUUCUUUCAUCAUGUAAUGCAAGUGAAACAAUGGUUAUGACUUACGAUUGAUGUGCAAAAUAUGCUCUAGCAACUGAUAGUUCUGUAAUCUUUACCUCAACUGAUGGCCCUGAUGCAAGUUGAAGUUGGUUAGUACUUCCUAUGCAAAAUGGUGAAGGGAUUGGCUCUGUGACUGUGCUGCCUAAUGUGGAUUGCAGGGUGCCGUAUGAGGAUUGAGGGGAAGUUGGGCAUGCAUGGUGUUAUUCUGGGAUACUCUUGGGUUUAGUUUCAAGCUUGGAAGCUUCAGCUAUGGUUAUGGGAUUUGAUUUUGAGUAGUUCAAUGGGUCUUCCUUCAUAACAAGCAGGAAAUUUUGAGAUCCCAGGUUGAUAUUUCAUUUUUGUAACUCUGAAAUUCACUUAUCAGCCAAUUGUAGCUUUGGCUGCAAAAAGGGGCCGAAGCAUCCGAAGGAUGAAUACAAUAGCAUCAAUCAUAUGGCCCAGAGAAAGCGGAACUGAUGAGGCUUUUCAUUUGUUUGGAAAAUCAUUUGUGGUUACGCAAUUAUCUCAUCGGACAGCAAAUUGUAAGAAUUGAGAGCAAAACUAUCAAAUAAGAAAAUAGGAGCUUCCAUCAAAA
Molecule: messenger RNA, 2925 nt
Organism: Vitis riparia (riverbank grape)
Lineage: Eukaryota; Viridiplantae; Streptophyta; Magnoliopsida; Vitales; Vitaceae
Product: protein INVOLVED IN DE NOVO 2-like
Exons: 8
Coding region: 263-2143 (626 amino acids)
Biological process (GO): gene silencing by siRNA-directed DNA methylation
Source: RefSeq, a predicted model, not a curated record